This is a messenger RNA of Cantharellus anzutake, 3794 nucleotides long. RefSeq lists its product as uncharacterized. Gene Ontology annotation, cellular component: mitochondrion; cytosol. The transcript is spliced from 3 exons. Lineage: Eukaryota; Fungi; Basidiomycota; Agaricomycetes; Cantharellales; Hydnaceae. The record is from RefSeq and is a predicted model, not a curated record. Gene Ontology annotation, molecular function: protein binding. Bases 168 to 3395 code for a protein of 1075 amino acids. Gene Ontology annotation, biological process: cell redox homeostasis.
CUUUUCCGAUGACAUGAAUUGAAUCCAUCACCUCUCAUAUAUUGUUGAAGUCCAUCAAAAGCGCCAGUUCAUUGGUUUCUGAAAAGCAUCUCAGGCGUUUUUCUGGUGUCUUCUCUUCACUGCUAGGACAGUUGGUCAUCUGUUGCAUUCUGGUGGUGUUGUCAAGCAUGGCCAUGCACUCUAUCUCGGACCUGACGACCUCGGCACGGAACACGACAGGCGAUAUACCACCACCUCUUGUUGGAGCUUCAACUACCGUCGUGGGCGACAAGAUGUACCUCUUUGGCGGUCGUCUGCACUCAGUGCGACGGAUGACUUCUGACCUAUAUCUCUUCGAUCUGCGAACCUCAGUGUGGAAAAACAUCACCCCCUCAGGCGAUGACGGCGGAGCGCAUACCCCAACUUCCCGUUAUUUUCACAGUGCAGACAGUUGGAACGGCUUUCUGAUUAUUUUCGGGGGGAUGGGCUACGCCUCAAAGAACAGCGACUCACUCUGUGUUCUUAACGACGUUCGACUAUUUUCACUCGCGGAGCAUCGGUGGAUUCCAGCCGCUGAGACAAACCCUACCACUCUUGAUACCCUCUCUCUUUCAUCCUGGCCGUCUGUCAUCCCUUACGCUUCUGACCCUCUAAUACCUCGUCCUCGCUAUGCACACCUCUCCUCUAUCACCGCCUCGAGAUUGUUCAUCAUUGGUGGACAAGACAUGUCUAACACUUGGUUGGAUGACAUCCAUGUCUUUGAUCUUUCACAGAAGCGGUGGGUAGAACAGAGAGAGUACCCGCGACAUUGUGGGACAUACCGGAGCGUCGCUGUCGCGUCCAGCACUGUAAUUCGUGACCCUGUUCGCGAAAGGGUGUCAACACGGAGAAAUGAGUCAGUAUUCGCUAACGUGAAGAAGGCUACUGCUCCAGGCGACACGAUGAUGCCCCCUCAUCCUGCCCAAGGAAUUUCUGAUCAACUUGUCUUUGUCCCGUAUUCGGACGUCCCCUCUCUGGAAUAUCCCGCAGAGAUACAUCUUUACAGCAAUUAUAAUUUUACCGAUGUGCAGCGCGAACUUGAAGUUUUCACGCCUUCCGAAGAUACGUUUCAUAUUAUGGAUAAAUCUGAUAUGAUGAGCGGUGCAGCCCUCCCGCCAGGUCUUCGUUUCCCCACCGGGGUGAUCAUUGGCAAACAUCUCAUCAUAGCUGGGACAUACUUGGCCCAGUCAUACCAAUCUUUUUCUCUCUGGGCGCUCGAUUUGGACGAGAUGACAUGGUCGCGCAUCGAUCCUGGCACAAUACUGACCACUGGAUCCUGGUCCCGUGGCGCGUUAUGGACAGACGCUAACAUAUAUGUUAUUUUUGGGAAUCGUGCGGGAAAUUUGGUUGAGGAUUAUAAUCGUCGUUUGCUCAACUGGGAUCACGUCGUGUACAUCGAGCUCGAAGCAUUUGGGAUGUACACCUACCCAUCCCUUCAAAGCCCCAUCGAAGGUCAAAUAGUGGGUCUUGAUGCGCUGGAGGUGGAGCUUUUUGCGGACUUCGAGAUCCUCUGUGAGGAUGGGCGGAAGAUUAAAUGCUCGCGCAAGCUCCUCGAAGAGCGAUGGCCUUGGUUCAGGCUCCAGCGGACUAAGUACAUAGAGGCGGCCAAGAAAAUCAUGGCAACGCAAACACCGUCUGAGUUUGAAACCCCCCUCCCAGACCCCUUGCCUGAGGACAUGUUUGAAAACCCGGCAGACCGACCUGACCCUCGGUUGACGCCGAGGAUGCUGCGCCUGUCUGAACCGUAUCCCAUCACGAAGGCUCUCCUGCAGUACUUUUACACCGGAAGCAUGAUCACUCCGUUGCAACAUGCACCGCUGGUGUUGAGCGCUUUGCUACUUCUUAGUGCAAUAUAUGAAUUACCACAUUUAUCAAAACUUGUCAAACAUAUCAUGCACCAAACCCUGUCACCAGCCACAAGCGUUGGAGUCUACGAGGUCGCCACGCUAUGCGACUCGCAGAAUCUCCAGAUACGAGCGUUGCGUGUGGUGAUGAGUUCAAGCAGGAAAGGCGGUGGGCGGUCGAGCCGGCUGAGCAGGCAUGACCGAUCUGAUCGACCUCCUACGCGUGAUGACUCACAGGAGGAUCUUCAGCAUCGUGCUGCGCGAGCGAGAGGUAUGUCGGAUGCAGUUAUCCGUAACGGGGUGCCCGCCACUUCUCGUGGGCUACGCACGAAUGGGCAUGGGGGCUCAGGGUCAAACGAGCAUGAACACUCGAGAGAUUUGGAGAGCGAAAGGGUUACAUCUAGACAGAACUCAAGUACCAAUUUGGGUAUCGCAAGGGCGAACUUGAAUGUGGUUCAAGUCAAUACCGGCUUGUUGAAGGCACCUGAAGAGGAUCCAACGCAGCGCGGGAGGAGCGACUCUGAUACGAGGGGACGCUCAUUCUCGAAUGCUGUGCCGAUGUCUCCGGGUCCGAACGUUCCCGUUAUUCGGGAAGGCUCGGUAACGCCAACUCAAAUUGCGUCCUCGAGUGAGGACCAACAGGUACCUGCUAAAGGUGCUCUGCUGGACCCACGUCGUGUGUUCACCCGACAAACAUCCAUGAACUCUCUCGGUUCUGGCAGCAUACAACAACGCCUCAAAUCCCCUCCCCCCGAACGAACAGUGGAUCAAUCCAAGAUGGGCUUCGGCCGUCGUGCCUUGCAGGACGCUCCACCGUCGGAAGAAAUUUCUCCUGAUAGCGAUUCCCCUGCUCCUACACCCCCGAUCAAAGACCAGAUCCCUAUAUCACUCAUUUCCCCCAUGUCGAUCACAGCAGCACCUGCCCUGCCCUUGGCCCAGGCCUCUGCAUCACGUCCUAUCUCCAGAAAGCAAAGUGCUAACACCCUCGUAGAUUCUUCAUCCGGCCUCGGACCGGCACUCAAGUCAUCACGACGGCGAUCCUUGAGCGACGCCGGGCCUUCUCGGCCGAACACAGCGGACUCCGUUCAAACACUUGCAACAAGCAUUGUUGAGGUACCCCAUGAAGAUUCGUUUGAAAAUGUUGAUCUUGGUAAUAUGCCACCUAUGAGCAAAAGCAGCUUACCGCGAAAGGCUUUUAAGAUACUUGGGGACGACAACUAUGAUCCGUCUUCUGAUAUCUACAUAUCGGAUCCUCGUUCUGACAAGCGUAAAACGUCAGUACGACCGGGGACAGCCGAGUCGAAUCGGCCAUCCUCACCCGAGAAAAGUAAGAAACUCGCGUGGCGCAGCCGGUUGCUCCCAAAUUCCACGGAGGGAAAGAAAGGGCUGAAGGCGGUUGAUGACAAGGUCUCCGCGAAGACGAAGCUUACACUCUGGGGUACCGGAACAAAGGCAGUCGUUUCUCACUCCCCUACGGAUGAUGACUUCGCGGGGUCGACGGCGGAGAAACUAAUUAACGCACAUCUACUUUGAUGCGUGUUAGUAGUACUUUGACUCAUUGACUUGCAUGUUUUGAUUAUUCCAUUCACUGUUCGGACCGUGUUGUGAUUUAGUUGUGUGUGUAUGUGCUGCCGACAGCAGUCUGUCUCGGUGACACUUCAUUGCUUGUAUUAUGAUGCACAGACUAAUCAUUGUUUGGGCCCCUCACUGCGUUUUUGAGGGAAUCUGUCGAUUUCAAAGUGAAUGGGAUAUUCACUUUGUUCCAGGCUGUGGUGUUCACUAGAAUGGUGGUGGAUCUAUCUUAUCGCUACCCUGCCUAAUACAUGAGGAGACCACCUGUACAUAGUGGGGAGUUGGUGAUUUAUACUGUUGGGUUUUGGGAUCCUUGGAGUUUGUGUUAUCUGGGGGUUUUUGUCUGUAUCUAUAUAUGUG